AUGAAGGAGGCCUUGCGAACAACUGACGGGGAUGAGACAGAUCAGGAGCUAGAGGACCUCAAGCAAGAGCUGAUAGCACUGUAUCCAGACCGCGCCAAGGCUAUCGAAUGUCAAAAGGACUUCGGAGUGCUCGCUUACUUCAGGUGUUGCGCAGGCAAAGGUCCCACCUCGCAGCUCAUGGACAGCUUCCGCCUCGCUGGAAGUGUUGUUGUAGUCGACGAGAACGAAGUGGAUGAUGAUGACCCGUUGGACCUGAAUUACUCAUCAUCAAGCUGCGACGACCGCGAGCCGGUGGUUUCCAAACGCACCCUGGAACCUCGUUCUGGUGUUCAUCAAUUGAACCUACCACCCGACCAGGUUUCUUCUCAAGAGUCAAUCGCUUCCAUGGAAGAGCCAUUAUGGUCAGUGCUGGAUGGUAUGCAUCAAUCUGCGACCAUGUUACAAAAGAUGCUCUGCCUUAGAAGGGCGGCGCAAUACACAGAUGAUGCACCGGCAUUUACACGGAAGGUUGCCGUGACUACCAGGGAAUAUCUGGAUAUGCUAACCGACAUGCUGUCUUUGGAAGGGGAAAUAGAGGGAAUUGUGAUAAGCGACAACGAGGUCUAUGAGAUCGAACCAUGA
Messenger RNA from Gamsiella multidivaricata, 621 nucleotides. RefSeq lists its product as uncharacterized. Bases 1 to 621 code for a protein of 206 amino acids. The transcript has 2 exons. The record is from RefSeq and is a predicted model, not a curated record. Lineage: Eukaryota; Fungi; Mortierellomycota; Mortierellomycetes; Mortierellales; Mortierellaceae.